Messenger RNA from Colletotrichum gloeosporioides, 1251 nucleotides. RefSeq lists its product as uncharacterized. The record is from RefSeq and is a predicted model, not a curated record. The transcript has 3 exons. Bases 1 to 1251 code for a protein of 416 amino acids. Lineage: Eukaryota; Fungi; Ascomycota; Sordariomycetes; Glomerellales; Glomerellaceae.
AUGCUUUCUAUUCCCUCCUUGAAGACACUUGUGCUGGGCACAACUCUUCUCCCAGCCUUGGUUUACACUUCCCCUGUUCCCCAACCCGACAGAGUAACCGUACCGGCUUCUUUGCAGACGAUUACACCCAAGAUUGUGCAGCAUGGGCCACUAGAUGACGCCGCUCUGGCUCGCCUACAGGAUUCAUUGACUGCAUCCAAUCGACCCACGCCGUCGUCUGAACCAAGUAGGGCCAAGAGACAAGCGGCGUCAACCGCGACCGGAAACACGCUCACCAUAGCCACCAGUGACGCAUUUGUGUCUGUUGAUGUUGGCGACAUUAACCUCAUCGACAACAACCCUGCAGACUGUCAUUCUGAGACCCUCAAUGGUCCUCUGCAGGCGUUGCAGGUGUUCAUGGGCGCCGCCAACAUUCGGGCUAUGAAUAUCACUGCCUCUGGUGGAAAUACGACAUCAAUUACAAGUAAGCUAGAUGGAAGCACAGACGCCGGCAGCUUUACCUUCGAAAACAACGAACGCAUCAAAGAAUUCUGGGUCAUGGAGCAAGCAGGAACCUUCUUGGGCUUCAAUUUCACCACCGAAACUGGCAAAACCUACUCCGCCAUGGCCCAGACCCUCCGUGACCCGCCACCGAUGACCAAAGUUCCAAUUGGUUCUGGCAUCCUUGGUCGCAUCCGCGUCCAGUGGUGCGAUAUCGGACUUAUUGGUCAUGUCGGAUGGGAUUUUAUCGAUGAUUUGCAGUCAGUCAGCAUCAGCAACCUGGCCUAUUCUGGAUUCACCGACAACAUCAUGCCCUCCGGCCCCGAUGAUACUAUCAUGACCAUGGACGCGGUCACAAAGUCUCACACCGUUAGCGUUGCGAAUAUGUGGACUGUCGGCGGCAAAAUCGGAGUCGAGACCGAGGCCGGCAUCCCCUUCAUCGGGAAGUCAAAGGUGUCCACCGAGUUCAACUGGCAGGUUGGGAAGACCACCACUGAGGAGGACACCCAGUCCGAAACGUUGACCAAGUCAUCCACUGUCAAUCUCAAGUGCCCUGCCAAGAAGUACUGCGUCGGUUCUUCGUUCUAUACCAGCUUCAAAAUGGAUGUGGACGUUACGGCCACCUUCCGCGCGACAACGAAGACUGGCAAGGACUUCUUCUGGGAACAAAAGGGCAAGUAUUCUGGGGCGGAUUCUCUUGCGCUGCAACUGCAAGUAGAUGAGGCCGACGGUGUGAUCAAGCGCUCGGCCGCAACGAUUAGGGCGUUUUGA